UUUAAACACGGAGCUCGCUCAUCGUCCACAGCGGAGGUGUGCUCUGCUGUGUUGGUUGGAGCUGGCGUGACACACCUUUGCAGACCUUUGCGCAGACCUUAGGCACACGAUUAAAUUCCACCGAGUCUUCCCUCCACACACACCUUGUUUUUUGUUGUUGUCGCUUUUCGAUACACAACACCGUGUUGAGUUCCUGACGCUCUCAAACUGAAUAAAUAGAGAGAGAGAGAGAGAGAGAGUGCAAAAGAGUUACGCGAGAGAUAUUAAAGCGUUUGCCACUCAUGCAGCCCUCUCUGCUUCUUCCCGCCCGGUGGGUUCAAAUAGACAACAAAUGGCGCGGACCUGCGCCAGGGGCCAAACCCGGCCUGCCCACGUUUCCCGCGCCAUUGUAUGCUCUGCCCCAUGCCCAUGCAAUAUACAUUAGCCUUUGCCUUGGCUGCGUCGCGAGUUUUGUUUCAGCAACGGCCGCGUGUGCACUGUUCGUGUUCGAGGGCCGCGCGCGUACACACCAAACACAGUCGCGUUUUGCCGCACGGGAAGCGGUUGUUGCGUCGGUCGUGAGCGCACACCGGAGUUUUCGUGCGUGUUUAGCUUUCGUGAUAGAGAAAGAAAGAGAGAGAGGCAGAAAGAGAGUGGAAGAGCGAGAGAGAUAGAGAGAGAUACAACUCGUGAAAGAGGGUUAGUGAGCACGAUAGCAGGCCGCUCUCACGCCGCUAGUGUGUGCAUUCCUUGCGUAUGCGCGCACUAUUUUGUUCAAGUCGCGAUCGAUCGAUCGAGCAGCUGCAUGCACACAAAACGUGUAUGCGUGUGUUUGUGCGCGAAAAUCUAAUUCCAAUUGCAAUUGUUCGGUGCCGAGAACGUUAGUGCAUUUUGUUAAGUGAUCGAUCGAGUAGUGGGUGUGUGUGAGGGAGCGCACGUUCCAGUAGCCUAGUUCUGGAAGUCGUUGUCAUCGACUGUGUUGGUGGUGGGCUGCAGCUGUAUAAGUGAUUUGAAACGGAAACGACGACAGAGUUGUGAUGAAUCAAACGGCAACGGCAACGGCGGCGGCAACGGUGGUGCAUUACGACGAGUUGACAUCACCGCCCCUGCUGCACUUCUACGGAGGUGGUGGUGGUGGUGGUGGGGGCGGUGGAGUUGGCAGUACCAACCUGCCGGAUGUAGCAACUUCGAUUGCGGCCGGCAUUGCCCAGCAGCACCGACUGCUCGGUACCACUGCCUCUGUACCACCGGUUCCAGCAACUCCAACGUCAGUGGUACCGGCGGCCAUUUCUUACACCGAGACCUCGCCCUCCCAAUCACCAUUGUCAUCAUCAUCGUUGUCAUCUUCGUCCUGUGUCGAUACGACUGUCUGCGAAUAAAACCAAACCAAAAUACAAUAAUCACAAAGAAAUCUGAGAUCGCUGUUUAGGACGCUACAGCAAAGGACGCGGGAGAGAGAGGCGUAUGGUCGAUUUUCGCGCUUCGUUGGUAGUGGAGCAGCCGGUCGCCCAGUGGUCGCUGUCCUCUGACGAUGACUGUUUUGCUAUGAUGUUCAAUUUUGUGGAAAUGAAUGGAAAGUAAAUAGCGCCUGGCGUGGUGGUGUGUCCAUCUCGAGUAGAGGACGUUCUCUUCGUGUCGCACGGUGCGGUAAAUAUUAUUUUUACUUUCCGGCGUUUUUGUUUUAAGAAGAGCACAGCACGCUGCUGCUGCUGCUACUGCUGCUGCUGCUGGCACGUUAAUUCCUAGACCGCUUUUUUGUUGUUUACAUUCGCUUAAUUUUGUUCCGGCUUGACCUUCCCCCCCGAGUGCAGGUUACGCAUGAUGGAAAGCUUUUCGCUGGAUGAUCAAGAGCCAGGGGGGUAUGGUUCUAAUGUUUUAUUUUAUUAGGAUUUUCGGGGAAAUUUGUUAGAAGCUAAGCAAAAGAAAAAUAGCGCCGAUAGAAAUCUAAUUAAAAAUAGAAAAUGGUUUUUCAUGUUUUAGACCAUUUUCAAUCAUCUACUUUCAAACGUGUGUUUGAGCCAAUCAUGUUUUAUGUGUUUCUGUGCAUUGAUUUAUGUGGCGUUUGUUUAUGUUUUUUUUUGCCCAUUUGCCGUGCGAAGCAGAAAAACCAAACUGCUGCAACAGAAUUAACUCUUUCGCCGAUGAUGAACCCCUCGGGCGUUUAAAAUCUGUAACUCACCGUCGGACGGCGGCUCAACCGGCGACCGUAAAUUAAUUGAGAGGAAACACUUUUAUGAGAUUUGUUUAAGGUUCGUAAAACACACUUCUCUGUGCUACACACACACACACACACCCAGCAAGUCGUCAAGUAAAAGACGGCACUGGGCUAUGUCUUCUUCAUGUAAAUUCGCCCGGACCGCCCGGCAGCUUCUGUUUGAAAUUAUGCAUUACCGUUCAUUACUGCUGCGUUGCGAGAAGUGGGUCAUGUGUAUAUUAACCUAUUAACGGGCAAGGCAACAAAACAAAAAUUGCACGCUCACUAUAAACCUAGAAACGGAAUACUGAGUAAGUGUGCUCAGGUUCUAUCGGUCGUUUUGUAGUGGAUCGGCUUUGUGUACGCGAUGCCGGUUGUGGUUCUCAGCUAUCACCGACACAAGAAUCUUCUGCCUAUCAGCUCGCUCCGUCGUUGUCGCGUUGUCCUCAUUUGUGUAUGCAAAUUUUCCGUGCCAGCUUUAUUUUCCCAGCCCAUUAAAUGCAGUCGCGGGCUUUAAUCGCUUUACACGGUGCGCUUACCACUGAGUAACGCUUGCUGUGCUAGUGUUUGAUAUAUGUGCGUGUGGGUUUGAUAGUGAAGCGUCUGUCUAGUUUUGGGUCCAAAGGUAGUGGUGGAGUCUUUUUCAACGGCAAGUAAGCAAAUAGAAGGGUUGUCAGUACGUGCUAUUGAGCGUUCAAGGAAGGAUAGCGUCAAUAGAUGUGUGAUAAGUUUAGAGAGAGAGGGCACCGGAAAGUGAGUGGACACACCUUGGGAGUAGAGUAUGUUAACAAAGAUCACGGUUGAAGUGGAUGUGACAUUAGUCUGUUUGAAGAAAGGAGCGUCUUUAGUUGUAAGCAAACCUCUCUUGAUACCUUGUUGUGUUCGAGCUGAACACAAUGUUUCGAAUGUUCUAAAAAUGGUAUUGCAAUGCCUUUUCAGAUGCGAUAUAAAAGCAUUAAAAUUACGCCUAAAUGUAUGCAAUACGCACUACCAAAUUGGCUUAUUAGGAACAAGAUUGCAAGUUUUGUCUAUUAAUUUGGUUUAUAUUGGGAAGAAAAAGUGACCUUAAAUCAUAAUGGUUGAAUUCGUCGGCUUUUGCGAUUCAUUUUGUUUGUAUAUUAGCCAAUUUAACCAUUUUUUUAGAUCAUUUGUAUGACCAAAUUGAUAUAUUUCAAUUUUAGUAACAUUUCAAUUCACACCAAAACUUACAAGCACGGUGCGAACGGCUGGCAAGCGAUAUGAAUAUGCUUGAAAUAUGCCGUUCCGAUCGUAUGCAAAUACUGUGAUCGUUCCCUCUCAAGCGGGGGACGCGUUGGGUGGGUUUUUUUUUUUUGGGAUGCACUCAUGCACUUCGUCGAAUCCGUAAUGGAUGAACCGCAAAACGCAUCAAGCGCGAAGGGUGUGGUAUACACGCCAUGCCCCAUCAUCAUCAUCGCCAUGCCCUAGUAACAUGCAUCCGUCAAUGUCUGCAUCGGUGUGCACCCGGUGAGCGGAAAAUAUGAGGGUGUGUGGGUGAUGUGGCAUAAUUGUAACAUGUGUACUUGCGUGUGUGUGUGUGUGUGUGUGUAUGUAUGUACCAACGAAUCAACAGUGAACGUUAUGAUUUGGCAGCAGCAUAUCUAUCAGGCGGUGGUUUGAGAUUUUAUGACAUGCUAAGGCGACGCAAAUCGCUACGGGAGUGAUGGUUAUGCAAGAAAAGCGGGAAAAUGAACCAACAGAAAAAAAUACGUUAUCGUGUGCCAAUUCAUGGAGCAUAAAAAAUCAAAACAACAUUCAAAUCGGAGCGUUUUGCUCUGUCUCUUUUAUGCUUUCUUUUUGGUGGUUGGUUCGUACCUUCAAAACUCUUGCUAUUGUUUUGCUGCCCAGUGCGCUGCACAAUGCUUUACACUGUCGCGAACGUCGCAAUCGGUUGCAUCCAAAGAGCUUCUCUAAACUGCUGUGCUGUGUGUGUGUGUGUGUGUGUGUGUGUGUCUAACUUUUGCUUUUUGCCUCACGAAUGCGGAAUGAUGCAUUUUUUCUAG
Messenger RNA from Anopheles merus, 4194 nucleotides. RefSeq names its product ankyrin repeat and KH domain-containing protein mask-like. The record is from RefSeq and is a predicted model, not a curated record. The transcript is spliced from 2 exons. Lineage: Eukaryota; Metazoa; Arthropoda; Insecta; Diptera; Culicidae. Bases 1017 to 1358 code for a protein of 113 amino acids.